Molecule: messenger RNA, 1760 nt
Organism: Tilletiaria anomala UBC 951
Lineage: Eukaryota; Fungi; Basidiomycota; Exobasidiomycetes; Georgefischeriales; Tilletiariaceae
Product: acyltransferase
Exons: 3
Coding region: 399-1622 (407 amino acids)
Biological process (GO): phosphatidic acid biosynthetic process
Cellular component (GO): endoplasmic reticulum; membrane
Molecular function (GO): 1-acylglycerol-3-phosphate O-acyltransferase activity
Source: RefSeq, a predicted model, not a curated record
GAUGGAUCCGAUUCGUGGACCUGGUUCCUACACAGAGAGGGCACGCCUUGCAGCAUCGAUUCAUGCCAUCUGGCUAAAGCGGAUUUAUGCUGUGAGCUAGAUCGUCCAGCCCACUGAAGGUCUGCUUACCCUCUUCGAUUCAAAGUGUAACCGAUUCGGCCGCUGGAAUCGGGACGAGGAUCCCCCCUCAAAAGGAAAAGACCUCGCUGAAACAGCCACUUCGAUCCCCCGAGCGCCGAGGGAGACCUGUUCUUCCUCCGCAUUCCUGCAUUGAGCUCGCUACAAAGGUUCUACGGUGCAUCCUCACCCGCCUUUUACGCACUCUUUCAAUGUCUCCCUGGCCGACUCCAGCGUCAUUGACCGACAACUCUAUCGGCAGCAGUAGCAUCAUCAGCACCAUGGCGCUUCUAUCCAAGCUCGCCUCAUACGGCGCGGGCCUGUCCUUCCUGCUCUUGGCUCUGCUGUCGCCGCGCUCGCGCAAAGCCCGCUACUAUCUAAACACUCUCCUCUACUUUGGAUCGAUGGGCAUCAGCUCCGUCGUCGGCAUCCUCAUCUCCGUCGUUGUCUCGCUCAUCCCGGGCCAGCGCUUCAACAUCCAGUACUUCGUCGCGCGCACCAUGUAUCUCCUCGCAGGCAACUCUCUGGGCAUCCGCUUCCACAUCGAGGGGUAUGAAAACUUUGCAAAGAACCGACCCGCUGUGCUCGUCGGGAAUCACCAGAGCAGCAUGGACAUCCUCUACCUCGGUGCCGUCUUCCCCAAGCAGACCAGCAUCAUGGCCAAAAAGGAGCUGCGCUGGGCGCCGCUUUUGGGCCAGUGGAUGUGGCUCGCCGGUGCCGUCUUUGUGGACCGCGCAAGCAAAAAGGAUGCAUUCAAGACGUUCGACUACGUAGGCGAGCGCAUGCGCAAGGACAAGCUCUCCCUCUGGAUCUUCCCCGAAGGCACGCGAUCGAAGUUGCCAGUCCCUGAUCUCUUACCUUUCAAGAUGGGCGCCUUCCACCUGGCGCUCCAGGCGAAAGUGCCGAUCGUCCCCGUCGUCUGCGAAAACUACUACCGAUUCCAUGAUGGCAAGACGCGCUUCGAGAGCGCUACUAUUCGCAUCAAAGUCCUACCUCCUGUCGACGUCUCCAAGUACAACAAAGAGAUGGUGCACGACCUGGCGGAUCAUGUGCGGGAGCUGAUGAAGAAGGAGUUGCAGGCGAUGGACGCCGACGCGGACCAGUACGACACCGAGUCGGUCGUCGCAGCGCAGCCGGGCUCAUCGCUGACGACUGCAUCGAACGCUGUGUCGGCCGUAGCGCCCCGCGGCGCUGGCCUCGGCGGUGUCGCGCGCCUCGCAUCGUUCUUCGUCGGUGUGGGCCGCGGGCAUGACGCUAGCAAGGAUGUCGCGCGCGCCCAGAAGCAGCUUGAAAAGAGGGGCCUUCCCGGUGCCGCAGGCGGCACUGGCCUGCCGAGCGAUUUUGGGCUUGUCAGCGAGGAGGCAAAGAGCAAGGAGGCGCAGGGGCAGGCACAAGGGCUAACGCAGCGCAUGGCGCGGAGAAGCGGCAGUAAUAGCGGCAGCUCGGAAGAAGGCCCAGAUGAAGAUGCUAUCAUUGUUAAGCGGCCCGCGGAGGCGUCAACCUAGCAGCCCAUAACGACCCCCCUCCCUUUCUUCUCGUCUUAUCCAUCGCAUAUCGAAAAAGAAAAGAACGCUUUCGACUCUUCCAAGGCACUCGCCUUGUUGAUGUAUUUUAUCACAGGGCACAUUUGUGCGAUGCUAUCG